Molecule: messenger RNA, 1972 nt
Organism: Neltuma alba
Lineage: Eukaryota; Viridiplantae; Streptophyta; Magnoliopsida; Fabales; Fabaceae
Product: SAC3 family protein C
Exons: 7
Coding region: 108-1178 (356 amino acids)
Biological process (GO): mRNA export from nucleus
Cellular component (GO): transcription export complex 2; nucleus; cytoplasm
Source: RefSeq, a predicted model, not a curated record
UCUGAGCAAGCAAUCAGAUUUCUGCUUCUAAACUGAGUGCGGAAUUUUCAAGCAUGAUGGUCAACUAGUCACAAAGCAGAAUCACGAAACAAAGUGAGCUGGAGAACAUGGAGAAUCGCCGACCUUGGAAUCGAAACGCUCCUCCUUCUCCGUCUAACUCUGCAUCUUUCUCCAGAUCACAGCGUCAAAACCGCAAAUCUAGGAACUACUCUGAAAGGAGAACUCCGUCCGCAGCUUCUGCCUCAAAUUCGGCUGUUGACUGGGACUUGAAUUCGGGGAAGCUUUCUGGAGAUGAGAAUGUGGAUGUUGAAGGGCCAUCCUAUUCCGGAUCGCUUGUUGGAACUUGUCCGUAUAUGUGCCCUGAAAGAGAGAGACUCCAGCGUGAGCAACUACGGGAUUUAGCUGUCUUUGAGAGGCUCAAUGGUAAUCAUGGAAAAUCAUCUCCUGACCUUGCAGUAAAGAAGUUUUGCAGAACCAUAUCCACGAAAAGUAUGCAACCAUCUGAUGUACGGCCACUCCCUGUAUUGGAAGACACUUUAAAUUACCUCCUGAACUUGUUAGAUUCUAACAAGCAUCCAUUUGAAGUGGUUCACGACUUUGUAUUUGAUAGGACAAGGUCGGUAAGACAAGAUCUUACUAUACAAAGUGUUGUCAAUGAGAGAGUUAUCAGCAUGUAUGAGAAAAUGGUGAAGUUUCAUGUCAUAUCACAUUACAAACUCCGUUCUUCUAUGAGCAAUCCCAUUAUUGCAUCAAUGCACCAUCUCAACAUGGAACAGCUCACAAAGACAUUGACAUCUCUAUUCAGUUUGUAUGACACAAAUCAAAGUUCAAAUAAUUUAUCUGAAAAUGAAGCUGAGUUCCGUUCAUUAUAUGUGCUUCUUCAUCUUGGUUCUUACAGCAAACCAACGGUUAAUCUCUAUAUCAUUGGUGUGGAGGAUUUGCUUUCUCUUUGGUUUGGCCAUCUCUCUACUUCAGUAUUGAAGUCAAAAGAAAUGUGCUUUGCUAGGAGUAUUUUGCGAUCUUUUCGUUUGGGAAACUAUAAGCAUUUCCUGUGUACCACUGCAGCGCAAGUGUCAUAUCUGCAGUACUGCGUUGUGGAGGCUUAUAUUAAUGAAGAUUUUCUAUGGCAAUCGUCCCCCUUCUCAUACCCUGGAAAGCAAUUCAUUGGCAGCAGCUAAAAUAGGCAUGGUCAACAGAACUAAGAUAAGAAGACAGGCAUAGUAAUUUAAUUUGGGGGCCCAAUGAAGUUUUCAGUUUAUCUACCAAAAACACACUCCUCUGGGUCUUCCUAUUUCUCAUAUGAAGUGUUGUAAGCCCUGAAAUUCACCUAUUGCAGAUUUGAACAUCUCAACUGGUUCAAACUUGAGACGUCUCUUGGCAAUACUAUGAUUUACCAACAAAUCAUCAGUCCAUGGGCUAAGUUACUAUACCCAUUGAAUUGCAAUGAAUUAAUUAUCAUAUAUGUUCUUUCUGUGAAUACAAACCACAUGUAGUGGCCCAGGAUAAAAGGCUGCUCUUAGAGAAACUCUAUUGUGCCGGAGAUCUUUCUCAAACAUAAAUACUCUCACGUUCCUGCUAUAUCCUUUGGAAAGCUGACCCUGAAUAUAUCGUCCUUGGGUUGCUGGGUAGUUUAAUCCUUUUUUCUUAGUCACAGUUACCUGGAUCUCCUCCCAACUUUAGGAUGAAAGGAAAGUUUUUGUUGUUUUUUUGGGCCCCCCUCCCCCCAGGGGGUUACUACGUUUUUCUUUUUGAUAAAGUGGAACCUUGACAGGGAUUCAGGGAGAGAAGGAGAAUAUGAUGGGUUCAUUACUGGCAUAUCCGGAAAAUUUUCCUGCUUCUCUGUUCCAGAUGACGUCUUUGCUCAGAAAUAACUUACGUCUGCCGAUCAUAAGCAUUAUAUCUGUUUUCCCACCAAUAUCUUAACCAGGAGUUUUUUUUUUUUUUUUUUUGGGGGGUGGUUAUUGAACUUUCU